Molecule: messenger RNA, 1725 nt
Organism: Eutrema salsugineum
Lineage: Eukaryota; Viridiplantae; Streptophyta; Magnoliopsida; Brassicales; Brassicaceae
Product: protein ABCI7, chloroplastic
Exons: 3
Coding region: 74-1510 (478 amino acids)
Biological process (GO): iron-sulfur cluster assembly
Source: RefSeq, a predicted model, not a curated record
GAAGAACUUGUCUGAUCGCUGCAAAAGAGAGACAGAGAGAGAAAGAGAGGGAGAGCCGAGUCGGAAUCCAUUAAUGGCGGCUACCACAGUUCUCGGCCGCUUGUCGUCGAUACCGAAUCUAUCUCCUAAACCAAAACCGAAACCUUACAGAAGAACAACUCCUACGAGUGUUUCUGUUCGAGCACAAGCUUCUUUCUCCGACCCAUUCGUACUUCAAUUAGCGGAAUCUCUCGAAGACUCUCUCUCAGCUUCUCCUUCUUCUUCUUCCUCGUCUUUACCUCUCCAGAGAAUCCGAGAAUCUUCCGCCGAGACUCUCUUAUCUAUUCCAUGGCCGUCGCGAAAAGACGAGCCUUUUCGAUUCACCGAUACAUCCUUCAUCCGCUACUCCCAAAUCGAACCCGUCUCGACCCAUCACUGGAAUUCGCAAAUUCUAGACAAUUUGACGGAAACCCAUCUCCCAAACGCCGUGAUAAUCGACGGGUUCGUGUCGAAUUUGACGAUUGGUCCAUCGGAUUUGCCCGACGGGGUUUACUUCGGGAGCUUCUCGGGUCUACCGGAUGAGCUCACUAACCGGGUUUCCGAAUUCAUCGGGAACUUCGAUUCCGGUGAUCUCUUCUGGUCGAUCAACGGCAUGGGAGCACCGGAUUUGACUGUGAUUUACGUUCCCGCGGGAUGUAAGGUGGAGAAUUCGAUUCAUCUGAGGUAUUUCGCCGGAGAAACUGGUGACCGGGGAUCGAAAAAGUUGCCGGUUUCGAAUCCUAGGGUUUUUGUGUUAGUGGAAGAAGGAGGAGAGAUUGGUAUAGUUGAGGAGUUUGUUGGGAAAGACGAGGAUGGUUAUUACUGGACCAAUCCGGUUUUAGAAGUUGUUGUACAGAAGAAUGCCAAAGUUAAGCAUUCCUACUUGCAGAGAGAAUCCAUGGCUGCUGCUCAUAUCAAGUGGACUUUCGUCCGUCAGGAGGCAGAGAGUGAAUAUGAGCUAGUAGAAGUGAGUACUGGUGGGAGAUUAGGGAGGCACAAUGUUCAUGUGCAGCAGCUCGGGCCCGAUACACUCACCGAGUUAACCACGUUUCACAUGUGUGUUAACGAGCAAACUCUUGAUCUCCAUAGCAGAAUUGUUCUAGACCAUCCUCGAGGCUGUUCGCGGCAGCUCCACAAGUGCAUUGUUGCUCAUUCCUCUGGUCAAGCUGUUUUCGAUGGCAACGUCCGAGUCAACAAAUAUGCUCAGCAGACAGACGCGGGACAACUAACACGGAGCCUGCUUCUGAAACCACGAGCCACCGUGAACAUUAAACCGAACCUUCAGAUCAUUGCAGACGAUGUCAAGUGCUCACACGGAGCUGCAAUCAGCGAUCUUGAAGAAGACCAGCUCUUUUAUUUCCAAGCUCGUGGGAUAGACUUGGGGACUGCAAGAAGAGCUCUCAUAUCGUCUUUUGGAUCGGAGGUGAUCGAGAAGUUUCCGAAUCGGGUAAUUCGCGACCAAGCUAGGAAUCACGUCAAGUGCUUGCUCUGAUCUCAUUUAAACGCCGGAGAAAUUUCUGUUCUUUACAUAGACGACGAUACUACUGCACCAUUUGAUUCGUUUCAUUAGUAUGCGAGGCCCAACUAUUUCAAUUUUGGCCCAUUUUAAGUAAAGAAACAACAAACAGUUGGCUUCUAUGUGAAUUAAACAGAACGUUAUGUCUACUGUGUAUUCAUAAGCAAAACGGCGUGAAUGUUUGGGAUUUA